AUGUUGGUCGACAGACCCAGCGGACAAAGAGCCUGGCGCCUGCUUCCCUUGCUUCUGCUCUUCGCAGCCUGGAAGGCGGGGAGCGGUCAGCUCCACUACUCGGUCCUGGAGGAAUCCAAACACGGCACCUUCGUGGGCCGCAUCGCGCAGGACUUGGGGCUGGAGCUGGCGGAGCUGGUGCCACGCCUUUUCCGACUGACGUCCAAAGGUCUCGGGGAUCUUCUGGAGGUAAAUCUGCAAAACGGUAUUUUGUUUGUGAAUGGUCGGAUCGACCGGGAGGAGCUGUGUGGGCGGAGCGCGGAGUGCAGCAUCCACCUGGAGGUGAUCGUGGACAGGCCGCUGCAGGUUUUCCAUGUGGAGGUGGAGGUGAAGGACAUUAACGACAACCCGCCGGUCUUCUCAGUCUCAGAACAAAAGCUUUCAAUACCCGAAUCUCGACAGCUUGACUCUCGAUUUCCGCUAGAAGGCGCAUCUGAUGCGGAUGUUGGAGAGAAUGCAGUGCUUACUUACAGACUCAGUCCAAAUGAGUUUUUCAUUCUUGAUAUUAUAAACAAAAAAGAUAAAGGCAAAUUCCCAGUGCUUGUUCUAGAAAAAAUGCUGGAUCGUGAAGAAAAUCCUCAGCUUCAGUUAUUAUUAACGGCAACUGAUGGAGGCAAACCGGAAUAUACCGGAACUGUUACUCUGCUGAUAUUGGUGUUGGAUGCCAAUGAUAAUGCGCCUAUGUGUGACCGAUCCGUUUAUGAAGUUAAAAUGUAUGAAAAUUCAGCGAACCAAACGUUAGUAAUAUGGCUGAACGCGUCUGAUGCGGAUGAAGGAAUAAACAAAGAAAUGAUAUAUUCAUUUAGUGCUUUGGUUCCGUCCAGUGUAAGAAAGAAAUUUCUAAUGAAUGAAAAAACGGGAGAAAUACGAGUAAAUGAUGCUAUUGACUUUGAGGAGAGUAACACUUAUGAAAUUCAUGUAGAUGUUACAGAUAAAGGAAACCUACCUAUGGUUGGUCACUGCACUGUCCUAGUGGAAAUUCUGGAUGAAAAUGAUAAUUCCCCUGAGGUGGUGAUCACUUCUUUGGCACUCCCGGUGCGAGAAGAUGCUCAGGUGGGCACUGUCAUCGCUCUGAUCAGCGUGUCCGACCGUGAUUCUGGGAUCAGUGGGCAGGUGACAUGCUCACUAACACCCCAAGUCCCUUUCAAGCUGGUGUCCACCUUCAAGAAUUACUAUUCGCUGGUGCUGGACAGCGCUCUGGACCGAGAGAAAACUCCAGAACUUAAUUUGCUACUGACAGCUGUAGAUGGAGGAAAACCAGAGCUCACUGGCACCGUUCGGCUUUUCAUCCAUGUCUUGGAUAUUAACGACAAUGAUCCGGAAUUUGAGCAAUCAGAAUACAAGGUGAGAUUGAUGGAAAAUGCAGCUAAAGAAACUUUUGUGAUAAAGCUAAACGCCACAGAUCGAGAUGAAGGAGUCAAUGGAGAGGUAACAUACUCCUUGAUGUCAGUUAAGCCCAAUGGAAAACUCUUAUUUACACUAGAUGAAAAUAGUGGAGAAGUGAGAGUCAAUGGAACUUUAGAUUAUGAAGAAAACAAGUUUUAUGAAAUCGAAGUACAGGCCACAGAUAAAGGGAAUCCUCCGAUGGCAGGUCACUGUACAGUCUGGGUAGAGAUCUUAGAUGCCAAUGAUAAUGCUCCUGAAGUCACCGUGACUUCCCUGUCUCUCCCAGUACGAGAGGACACUCUGCCUAGCACGGUCAUUGCACUCAUCAGUGUAUCUGACCCUGACUCCGGAGCCAACGGACAAGUGAUCUGUUCUCUAACGUCCAACGUCCCUUUCAAGAUCAUGUCUACGUUCAAGAACUAUUAUUCGCUAGUGCUGGACAGCCUCACGCUGCUGCUGUACACGGCGCUGCGGUGCUCGGCGCCGCCCCGCGAGGGCGCGUGCGGGCCUGCGAAGCCGGCGCUGGUGUGCUCGAGCGCCGUGGGGAGCUGGUCGUGCUCGCAGCAGAGGCGGCAGAGGGUGUGCUCUGGGGAGGGCGCGCCCAAGGCCGACCUCAUGGCCUUCAGCCCCAGCCUACCUCCGUCUCUGGAUAGAGAAGUCGAAGGGGAAAGGCAGGAGGCAGGAUUAAAUUAUCCUGGGCAGUGUUGA
Molecule: messenger RNA, 2133 nt
Organism: Suricata suricatta (meerkat)
Lineage: Eukaryota; Metazoa; Chordata; Mammalia; Carnivora; Herpestidae
Product: protocadherin alpha-10-like
Exons: 4
Coding region: 1-2133 (710 amino acids)
Biological process (GO): homophilic cell-cell adhesion
Cellular component (GO): plasma membrane
Molecular function (GO): calcium ion binding
Source: RefSeq, a predicted model, not a curated record